Molecule: messenger RNA, 5844 nt
Organism: Grus americana (Whooping crane)
Lineage: Eukaryota; Metazoa; Chordata; Aves; Gruiformes; Gruidae
Gene: MIEF1
Product: mitochondrial elongation factor 1
Exons: 5
Coding region: 770-2266 (498 amino acids)
Biological process (GO): mitochondrion organization; positive regulation of mitochondrial fission
Cellular component (GO): mitochondrial outer membrane
Source: RefSeq, a predicted model, not a curated record
UCAAGGCAGGAAUGUUCCUCCUGAGAUUGUAACUUGGCCUUAGAAAAACUGAAGGGCAGUUUUAAACCACCCAAGUCAGGCAGGGUCUGAACCUUUGAAACUGAGUUGGAAAACAGAUUUCAAGUCAGGUUGGAAGAGUUUCCUGGUGUUUUCAUGUAGGUUCACUGAGGAUCCACCUACGGGUAUAGCAGUGGCAAAGUGCAUUUUACUCCUGUAGUUGGGCAGGGAGACUCUUAAGUUUAAACAUCAAGAUCAGGUUAAAUGGAAGUUGGAGAAAACAAAAGCACAUGUGUAAGAAAAUAUUAAUGUUUAUUAUACAGCUUGUAUGAGAGUCAAACCCACCAGCCUUGACAGCAGGAAUAAAUGUCCAGUGAAAGCAAGGGAGCUGUUCCCGUUGUGGUCUCUACUAUUGAUUCUUGGGUGUCUUUGAAGUGUCUGGGACCAGCCGUUGUCCAAAAAUGAGUCUGAGCGUGGAUGCUCUGAGAGUGCUUGUCAAGUCUUAGGAAGAUUCCAAUUUGUUAUGGACAAGCAGUUGACCAUUCCUGCAUUGCCUUGACUGUGAGCAAAGUUACACACAUUAGAUUGAUAAUAAGAAAAUAAAUUGGCAUAAAAAGUACCGUGCUUUGGUUGAGAAACACCAACUAAAAGACCUGAAUGGUUAUAGAGUUUUAUAUAAUAUACAGGAUUUUUUUUUCAAAAUAUUGCUGAAGUAAAUCUUACUUUCUUUUUUUAAGAAGUAUUAGGUGAUUGCACAAUUAAACCUGCUUCAAUGAUUAGAAGCCCCACAUCAAAUUUGGGAUUUUUUUCUUCAGGUCAGAAACCAGGUCAGAGCUGGAACCAAAGAAAUGCUGUCAUUGCAGAGCUUGGUGAGAUGGCAGGCGCUGGGCAGCGCAAAGGAAAAAAAGACGACAAUGGCAUCGGCACAGCCAUUGACUUCGUGCUGUCCAACGCCCGGCUUGUGCUGGGCGUGGGUGGAGCCGCUAUGCUGGGCAUCGCCACACUGGCCGUCAAACGGAUGUACGACCGGGCAAUCAGUGCUCCCAGCAGCCCUACUCGCUUGAGCCAGUCGGGAAAGAGAAGCUGGGAAGAGCCAAACUGGCUGGGCUCCUCCUCACGCUUACUGACCCAGGACAUGAAGACUAACCUCAGCCGCUCCCUGCAGACCCUUCCCACUGAUCCUUCGGCUGCAGACACAGACUUUUUCCGACCCACAAAGCCCAAGCCAUCUGCCAAGAGGAGUCAAGUGGAGCUGAAAAAAUCCCGCCUUCGUCUGUCUCUGCAAGAAAAGCUUUUUGCUUAUUAUCGGAGGAAGGUAGCUAUCCCAGCGGAUGAGCAGGCCCGGGCCAAGCAAGCAGCUGUGGAUAUUUGUACUGAGCUGCGCAGCUUCCUACGUGCCAAGCUGCCGGACAUGCCCCUGCGUGACAUGUACCUCAGUGGCAGCUUGUACGAUGAUCUGCAGGUAGUGACAGCUGACCACAUCCAGCUCAUUGUGCCUCUGAUGCUGGAGCAGAACCUGUGGUCGUGCAUUCCCGGGGAGGACACUAUCAUGAACAUUCCUGGCUUCUACUUGGUGCGUCGGGAAAACCCAGAGUACUUUCCCCGUGGGAGCAGCUACUGGGACCGCUGUGUGGUGGGAGGUUACCUUUCCCCCAAAGCUGUAGCAGACACCUUUGAGAAAGUUGUAGCUGGCUCCAUCAACUGGCCCGCAAUUGGGACUCUCUUGGAUUAUGUGAUCCGUCCAGCAGCUCCCCCAGCAGAUUUGACACUGGAAGUCCAGUAUGAUCCAGAACGGCAUCUUUUUAUUGACUUCCUACCAUCCUUGACACUGGGUGACAUCAUCCUUGUGGCCAAACCCCAUCGAUUGGCCCAGAAUGACAACCUGUGGCGACUGAGCCUGCGGCCAGCAGAAACUGCUCGCCUCCGGGCCCUGGACCAGUGUGAUUCUGGCUGCCGUUGCUUGUGCCUGAAGAUCUUCAAAGCAGUAUGCAAGUCAAACCCAGCCCUGGGUCACCUCACUGCCAGCCAGCUCACCAAUGUCAUCCUGCACCUAUCCCAAGAGGAGUCCGACUGGUCCCAGGACAUGCUGGCUGAUCGCUUCUUGCAGGCACUGAAGGGGUUGAUCCGCUACUUGGAGGCAGGUGUCCUCCCUAGUGCUCUGAACCCCAAGGUGAACUUGUUUUCAGAGCUCACCCCCGAGGAAGUGGAUGAGUUGGGCUAUACCCUCUACAGCUCUCUGUCAGAGCCAGAGGUCUUGCUGCAGACAUAAUGGGGCCUUACGUAGGGAUAUCUUGAUAGGGUUUAGCCAAGGUGGACUUUGAUUACUGCGAAAUAUGUCUCCUCCACUCCUCUCUCUCUCUGUCUCCUUUUGGUUCAUUAUUAUUUCCUGCUGUGGAGUUGGUGUUCCCACUGAAUUUCUUGGUGCUACUGGUCCAUUUCCACCAUCUCUGCCCCAACAGGUACCCAUUGGCUAGGGAAAAGAGGCUAAAACUGCAGCUUUUAAACAUCAGCAGAAUUUAUGCAGAGAUCUUAAGUGUCUACCAAAAAAAAUAAGCCAAGCUAUGCACUUCUUUCUCCUGUAGUACGCUUACUGCAGCGAGUCCAUUUUGGUCUGAAGAAGGUGGAACUGGGCUGGUUAAAUCCAGUGAUGAUUUUAGCAGACUUGCAUUGAGGUCCUUUCCUUUCCUCCAAUUUGACUUUGUCCCGUGUUUCUUUUUCUCUGCUGUACCACACUGUCUCACUUUUCUCUUUUUUCUUUUUUUUUUUUUUUGUCCCUUUGACCCAGUUGUGUAGGGCAGACUGAGAUGUUUUGGAUAGGGUUGGGUUUUGUAUUUCUGAGCGGAUAAUGAUUACACUGGAAGUUUUUAUGGCUAUAGAGCUUGGAAGAGGAGAACACCCAUGCCCAUGGCUCCUGCUCCUACGGAGCCUUCUCAUCCUUUGCAAGCUGGGUUCAGGAGUAAGGGCUAUAGCUGGUCCAGUCUGCUGAAACACAAUCUCCAGUAUGGGCAAUUCUCACUGAAGCUGUCGCAGGGGAGGAAGAAACCUCUGUGGUCUGGCCGUGUGAUGAGGCUGAAGGAGCAGGGCUUGCCAUUCCUGCCUGGCUAGAUCUGCUGGGUGUUGCUGGUAGGAAUGGCCCCAGGAAUGGAGAAGAGGGUGGCUCCUUAGAUGUCUCUGGCCUAGAGGAAGAGAGGCUGAUUAUGGGAGAGCGGUGGGAGACACACAUGGGAACGAGGGUUAUUUUUUUUUUCAUCUUUUCCCUGACAGCUUAUGGUUGUUCUGUUACAGGAGGUGGGAGCAAGACUGCAUGUCUCAAAGGGCUUUGUAAUAAGGACAUGUAAGCCAGAUUCUCACCGGCUAUAAGUCUCUGAAGGUGAUAGGACUGAACUGGUGUCAUCAGCAAGUUUCUGUCCCAUACACUCAUACUAGGAUACAUAUGUAGAGCUGGCAUUGAGAGAUACGUUGGCUUUGCCAUCUGCUCUCAGCGUGUGUUUUUAGUCCCCUCCCCAGCCACCUCAGAACUGAGGCUGUCCGUCCCCUUCCUCAUUCUCAUGUACUGACUUUCCAGUGCUCCCAGUGUGUCAUUACUCUUAGAAAGCUGGUGAGGGCACAGUUUCCCAUUCUGUCUGGACCCAUUGGUAACGCAGUUCUGCCCACUCCUGUUAAUGGCUGCUGUCAGGCCAUUCUCCCUUGGCUGCCCUCCCAUCUGCUGCUGGACUGCAGUAUGGCUUUCAGAGGGCAGCUGCUGCAUGGUCGGUAUCUCCUACACUAGCCACAUGGAUUCUGUAUACUCUGCAUUCAGCCUUCUGGCCUCCUGCCUUCAGAAAAGGGGAGGGAGGGUGUCCUCUCGAGUCUGGGGCUGUCUCUCUCCUUGUAGAAACAUACUUGCCUUUCCCCAGCUUUAGCACCAUUUUUUCCCCUUGCUGUCCAGCCUCCCCAGCCGAUGGAGAGGGUACUGCAGCAGCAGAGUUUGGAGGGAGCAAGAAUCCUUUUCUCCUCCCUUCCUCUCAGGGCUUCCACCCCCCCACCCCCCUUUUGACAGAGAAAUUUCAAGGUGAGUUUCAGGAAUGGAACCACUGAGGGGAGUCUUUAGCCCUUGCUUUCUUUUUAGAGGCAGUGCUGGUGAGAUGAGGGAGGGAACAUCUUUCUCGGACAAUCCGUCCAUUUUAGCCAAUGUGUCAGAUAGUAUUCCAUAUACAGUGGUAACACAAUGUUACAUUUUAAAUUAUUUAAUCCUUAGGGUACUGGUAUUUUCUGGACUGCCAGAUGCGUAAUUUGAAGUUUGUGUGUGUAUAUAAAGUCUGUAGUCUAUAAAAGGUUAACAGAAAUUGUAUGAUUUUGUGUUUUGUAAGUUUUGCAGCAGUCAGUGUUGGUCAGCUGUUGAUUGCUCUUCACUCUGGUUCCCAGAUUUUUUCCCCCUCUUCCUUUCCCUGCCCUCCACUGCCUUUCUGAUGUCAGCCUCCCUUACCCUAAAAGCAGACAGAUGAGACUUGGAGCCUAUAGGCAACUGGGGGAAAUUCCUCAUUCUCUUAAUUACUUGAAGGUCAACAAAAAUAUUAAAAUAUCUGGGUUGUCAGGAGUUCCCUGUAAGUUCUUUUCUUCAGUGUGAUCUCACCCCUUACUUGGUGCUGACUCCAAUACCAUGGUCUUCACACAGAAUUGCACGGCAACAUGGUUUGGAAUGAUCAAAACUAUAGAUACAAGGAAAGGUGAGACAUAAACAGGAGGAAGCCAGUCUGAGCUGGCUUGAGAACAGUUGCCACGUACAUAUCUGUAUAUAGAAUUUUUUACACGAAUGCUUUUACUUCUUCCUGGCAACCUACUGAAUUAAUAUUUUAUGGCCAUUUCUUGCUGCUAUUGAGCUCAGUUUGUGUAUCAAAUGGAGACUGAAGCUGCCUUUUUGCCUUUUGUGUAGACUUUGCUCCACUUCACUUGAAUCACUUCCAUCCCUUCAAUUUUGCCCUCCUGUGAGCUAGCCACAAGCCCGUUCUCGGGAGGCAAAUGCUCACUUCCUACAGGCAGCCACCACAGCGGGCAAUAGCUGCCCUGGCAGUGGCAGUCUCAGCAAAGGCCAAAGAUGUAAUAGGUCACAGGGACACUGCAACUAGGAGUAUUUCAAGAGCAGGGUCAGGCAUAAGGGGCAACAGAGGCAGGGAAGGAGGGGUAAAGUAGGCAUGGAGGAAGCUUACAGUAGCGCUGCACCCAGCCUGUGGGUCAAGCAUACUGUUGCAGAGUCUUUCAAACUGGCACCUUUCAGUAUUAACUGCAGUACAUGUGUUGAUGUACAGCCCGGAGGGCUGCCUUCCCUAUAGGUAGGCUCCUUCCUAGUCAAAGCUGUAGCACAGAGCAGGAGGACCUAAAGCUGAAUGUGAAAAGGGCAGCUCCCAGCCAUCUUCCUGGCAGGGCGGCUCAGAGACGAAUUGAUUGUAAGAGGCCCAGAGUGUGCGUUUGGUUGGUUGCUGCCUGGGCUCCAGGAAUGCCUCGGUGUGUUCUGCUAUAGCUUAGCUCACACGAGCUUCCCAUGAGAUCAUCUUAUUCCCUGUAACCACAGGGCGAGGACCAACUUGCUCAGCUGUGGGGUUUCACUGCUCCACCGCUAAUCCUUCAAGUUAAAUGGAUUUCUUUUCCCGUGUUUAAAAGCAAUUAUGGAAACAAGAGGCUGCUUUCUGCCUCCUGGUGAGCUGCCAUCAAGGCCCUCACUCUUAGCAUGUGGGUACUCGCAGAGAGAAGUGAAGCGAUGAUGCCUCAUCUCUCCCAGGCCUGGAGGCUGUGGAUUUGCAAAGGGGAAAGUCUAAGUGCAUGGUCUGUGACAGAGUGCGUGAAAUUCUGAAAUAAAAUGACUUUCCACAG